This is a messenger RNA of Coccinella septempunctata (seven-spotted ladybird), 2029 nucleotides long. RefSeq names its product caspase-1-like. The transcript has 4 exons. Gene Ontology annotation, cellular component: cytoplasm. Gene Ontology annotation, biological process: proteolysis; apoptotic process. The record is from RefSeq and is a predicted model, not a curated record. Lineage: Eukaryota; Metazoa; Arthropoda; Insecta; Coleoptera; Coccinellidae. Bases 303 to 1241 code for a protein of 312 amino acids.
ACGCCAUUAUCACAUCUUUUCUAUGCUUGGUAAUCUAAGAAUAUAAACAAUACAAACAAUAGGAUUUCCGUAAACAGGUAAACUCUUUGUGUUGCGUUAAUCUUAUCUUCUUUCAGAUAUUGUUCAUGGAAUCAUUGCCUAUCAAUAUUCAUUAUUGAUUGGCAAAAGUGAUUUUGUGCUGUAGCACUCUGUGAAAAAUAUUUAGCCGCGCAAAAUUGGGGUUUUCCCGAAAAGUUUAUUUAUAAACUCGCAGAAAUUUCAACGUAACAAGUAGUUGCUCUUCGUGAUAUUUGUUGGAAACGAUGGCUUCAUCGAACGGGGUUGGGGUGGACACUAUAGGAGUUGAGAUCAUUGAAAAAACUUUCGAACAACCCAUUGAUACUGGUGAUGCAGGUGUUAUCAAUGAGAAUGGAAAUAACGAUCAGGGAGAUGCUUUUGGGACCACACAGCCCACUUAUGGCGAGAUAUAUGCCCGAAUGCCUGUGGAAAGAGAUGCCAUAUUUUACAAUAUGAAUCAUAAAAAGAGAGGACUGGCCCUGAUAUUCAAUCACGAAAAUUUUGAUGUUGCUGGUUUGAAACCGAGGGCAGGAACCGGGGAAGACUGUAAUAAUUUGAAAAAAUGCUUAACCAAUUUGAAUUUCGAUGUGCAGGUGUUCAAAGACGUAAAGUACCAUGCUAUCGAAGAACAUAUUGCACAAGCAUCAAAAAUGGACCACUCAGAACAUGACUGCAUCGUUGUUUCAAUCUUAUCUCAUGGGGAACAAGGAAUCAUUUAUGCGAAAGAUACCCAUUACAAACCAGAUAUUUUGUGGUCUUAUUUUACUCCAGAUAAGUGCCCUACUCUUGCUGGAAAGCCUAAACUGUUCUUCAUUCAGGCUUGCCAGGGAGAUAAGCUGGAUCCUGGAGUGAAGAUGUUCACAAGAACUGAAACGGAUGGUGAUGUUGUUGCCUCUUAUAGAAUUCCCCUACAAGCAGAUUUCCUCGUUAUGUAUUCCACUGUUAAAGGUUUCUAUUCUUGGCGCAACACAACGAGAGGCUCUUGGUUCAUUCAAGCCUUAACGAGGGAAUUAGAGGCUCGCGCUUAUGAAUGUGAUCUCCUGACAAUCUUAACAUUUGUCAAUCAACGUGUAGCCAUAGACUUCGAGAGUAACGUUCCUGAUACCCCAGUGAUGCACCGCCAAAAACAAGUUCCUUGUAUUAUGAGUAUGCUUCUUAGAUUGGUUCAGUUCAAGAAGAAGUAAACCAGUGAUGUGCAGUCCCUAAAUUUUAGGUUAGGUUAAAGCUCAAAUUGAUCACAGAUAUCUACUUAAUUCCGUUUGGAAUUUUAUUGACUGCCCUCUGAAAUAACUGCCAUUAUUUUUGGGGAUUUGACUUUCUGACCCCAGAUCUCUGUACAAAGGGACAAUUUUUAAAUGGAUCUGAAUCACCUACUUAAGAUUUUUUCCAAUAUUUGCUUGUAUGAAUCUACAUACGUAUUUUAGUAUGUUGAUUUUGUGAUGAUCAUUCAGGUUUUUUAAUCGAUAUGCUCUCUCAUAUUCAUCACCCUCUUCGAUUAACCUAAAGACAAUUUUUUGAUCGAGUAUUGUGAUAAACUGUAAUAAAUAAGAAAUUUUUGUAAAUUGUGGAUCGGUGGUGGUUUUAUGUUUGAUUUUUUACGUUUCUUGUUGUGGAUUUUUCACAUACAUUUUUGCAAUAUUUUAGUGAUGAAUAUAAUAGGAAUUUUUGGAUAUAGUUGAAUGUUACUGUCCAAUUUAUGUAUUUGUAUCUUAUUCAUAGGUGAAUUUUGUAUUCCUUUAUAUUUCUUAAGUCAAUUUGUAGUUUAAUAUAGUCUAAUUAUUGAUGAUGUGAUUGCUGAACCUAUCUGAAUGUCAUUUAGGUAUUGGAGUAGCCAUGAAAUGUCUUUCCAAGAAGUGUCUUAAAAUAAUUAUAUAUUUUUAUCUCAUGGGAAUAUUCUCAUACCUUAACUAUAUCUUGCUCAUAUUAUCGAAUGUAUUUUAUCUGAAUAUAUGCAAAUAAAUUUUGAAUCUUA